This is a messenger RNA of Fusarium keratoplasticum, 1605 nucleotides long. RefSeq names its product Carboxylic ester hydrolase. The record is from RefSeq and is a predicted model, not a curated record. The coding region runs from base 1 to 1605 and encodes 534 amino acids. The transcript is spliced from 2 exons. Lineage: Eukaryota; Fungi; Ascomycota; Sordariomycetes; Hypocreales; Nectriaceae.
AUGGGAAACACUAUUUCAUAUGAUACCAACGCAACCGUCAUUGACCUUGGUCCCAAGGGCAAGAUCAAGGGACUCCAAUACGAUGACAAGGCGGUACGAUAUGCUGGAGUCCCGUAUGCUUUGCCACCAACAGGAGAGCAUCGAUGGCGAAAGCCACGGCCACUACCUCCUUCGUAUGCGUAUACUGGGCCAGAUGGAUCUUAUGAUGCCACAUCUUUUCGGCCUCCAUGUGCACAGGGCGCCCAGAUUCAUGGCGCCGCCCCAAAGCCGGGGUCUGAGGACUGCCUCAUUGUGAACAUUUGGACACCGGUGAAGAAGCCGGAGGACCCAAACAAGAAAUGGCCUGUGAUGAUUUGGAUUCACGGAGGCUGGUUCCAGAUAGGCAACCCAUCCCAAGAUAUCGACAUGGAUCCAACUGAGCUGGUUGGGACCAGCGGGUUGGAUGCCAUCUUUGUUGCGGUUGGAUAUCGCCUCAGCAUUUUUGGCUUCCUUGCGACUCAGGCCCUAGCCGAUGAAAACGGAGGCGAGUCAGCUGGCAACUUUGGGCUCUGGGACCAGAGACUUGCUAUCGAGUGGGUGUACGAAAACAUUGGCAGCUUUGGGGGAGAUGUCAACAACAUCACGCUUUCUGGACGGAGUGCAGGCGCAUACUCAGUCGAAGCCCAAACUCUCUACGAAUUCCGAAAGAAUAACAAAGAUGGUCCGGCUGAGCCUUUUCACCGCAUCUUUAUGACGUCAAACGCGAUUCCAGCACAACCUAAGACCAUUGCCGAAACAGAGGGCCAGUUUGAUGAAGUUUGCCAAUACCUGGGGAUUGACUUGAGCUUGUCGGGAACCGAGAGGCUAGCAAAGCUACGACAAGUAAGCCAGGAAACACUUCUGGCCGCUAUCCCAAACCUCAACAACCAUACCUUCCGUCCCGUCACCGAUGACAUAUUCUUCCAUUCCGGCAUGGUUGAAUACCUGAGAGACGGAGGGUUCGCCGCCGAGUUCAAGAAACGCGGAAUGAGACUCCUCAUUGGUGAGGUGCUGAACGAGGACAAACUUUACGCACAGUUCAACGCACCUGAACAGGGAAACAUCGAAGCCUUGCGCUUGCAAACAUCCAACUACUACGCCCCGGCAACAACUGACCGCGUCAUCAAGCAAUACAAACUGCCCGAGGACACGGAUCUCGAUGAAUGGAAGGCCGUUUUUGGAAACAUUAUUGCUGAUGGGCAGGUCCGCGCUCCGGGUCGAUUCUUUGUGGACAAUCUGCACAAGCAUGGCGUUCCCGUUUCGGAUAUUUGGAGAUAUCAGAUCGGCUAUCGGCUUUCCUUUAUUCCUGAAAAGGUCGCUCCUCUGUCGUAUGGUGUGACACACGCCAUGGAUAAGUCUUACUGGAACUUCUCUAUUCACCAUGGACCGACUGCGGAAGAGAAAACCAUGAUGAGUGAAUGGAUUGGCAAUCUUGUCGCAUUUGUCCAAAACGACAAGGACUUUGACUUUGGAACUCGGCAAAUUGAGCAGCACAAGAUUGUGUCGCCCGAUAUGAAGAUAACUGUGGUGACUGAUGAUCGUUUCAAAGAGCUGAGUGCCUUGGGCGGUGUCUUUGCUCAAGGCUGA